CUGUGCUGACCACUAGGGGCUGCACUGCACACGAGGUGUUCCAGCGAGGUAUGAGUGUUUGAUAUAAUGAGAGACUGGGAAGCAGAAGCAAACAGGAGAAAGAGAGAGAGGGAGCGAGAAAUGCAGAAAAUACAGAAGGAAGGAGCAAAGCAGUGAGAGAUGCAUGUUUCCAAUGCUUCUCAUUACAAGCAGGUGAAAACAGGGCCAGCCUAUGAGACACUGAGUGGAAGACACCAGGAGCGUCUGUUUUUUUCCCUGAAGCAAUAACGGGGAUUUUAUUUUUCCAGCUUCUUGCAGGACAUCAAGUCCUAAGAAAGACUGCUCUAGUGAGAAGUGCUACAGUCUAACUGGUCCAGAAUCGCAGCCGGUGACUCCUACUCACCAUCUGUUCCUAUUCUGUGGGUUCAUACUGAAGCUUUUUUCUGGAUAGUCAACACAUGAAAGCAACCCAUAAAAAUACAAAUUUUUAAUGAGGAAGUACCUGUGAGAAAGAAUGUGGCCAUCAUAUAUACACUAAGAUCUCGGAUGAAUUCUGCUUCAAAAUGGUUUCCAGUGAUACUUUCUGGGACAUCUAUUACUUGUAGUUCAAAGUCUGGCUGUGGAAGCUUGGGGAAUACCAGCAGAGGACUUUAAAAAAGAUACAGGUCUAAUUUUUCCUGGAUAUAGAAGUGAACAGCAAGCUAUGAAUUGUAAUAGUGAAUAUUUAUAAUCAUCAAGCAGUUUGAAGCUGAAACAUUACCAGUCCAUUAGUCACAAAUACAGUGUGGAGACCUUUAGGACACCAAAGCAGUCAGGCUGAUUUCAAGGAAUUUUCGUACCAAUUAUUUGCCUGUGAGUGACUUAGACAAGUAAAACUGCGUUCACUUGUAAACAGAGAGCUAAGGUCCAGGAUUAGACAUUAUUUGCAAACAAAUCAAGCACCGACGAAAAUAUAAACUGUGACCAGUGAGAAGAAAAGUCUAAGAGUACAAGGUACAAAACAGAUGGUGAUGGGACCCUCAGGAGGGACUUCAUACUUUACAACAACUGCAAUAAGCUUACUUUCGGUGUUACUCUGUACUUCUGUUGAGGCCAGAGCAGUGAAGAAGGUGGAUGAUGCAAAGUCUGGGGACACACCAGAAGGAGGGCACAUGAUCAACCAUACAGUGUCUAUGAAAGACCAGCCUGUGGUGUUUCACCAUGUAUAUAACAUCAAUGUUCCACUGGAGAAUCUCUGUUCGGUGCAGCUAGAAUCCUCACCCAGCCAACUGACUAGGACUGGAGACAGAGAAGAGGGGCCAACAGUCACAGAACAGACAACUGAUGCAGAGAACCAAGUCACCUUCACCCACAGGAUCAAUAUUCCCAAGCAAGCCUGUGGCUCUCCCACUACCCCCACCCUACAGGAACUUAUAAACCGUAUUGAGAUGCUGGAAAGGGAGGUCUCACUGCUGCGCGAACACUGCAGUAGUAGCUGCUGUGGAGAGAGUGCCACCACAGGUCAGCUAGAUUUCUACUUUCACUGCAGUGGACAUGGCACAUUUAGCAUGGAAUCUUGUGGCUGUGUCUGUGAAGAAGGCUGGGGAGGCAGGAACUGUUCGGAACCUCAGUGUCCACUGAAUUGCUCAAGUCGUGGAGUAUGUGUGGAGGGAGAGUGCAUCUGUGAUAUGGAUUUCAGUGGAGAGGAUUGUUCAGAUAUUCGCUGCCCCACAGACUGCAGCUCUCAUGGGCUUUGCAUGGAUGGUGAAUGUAUCUGUGAGGAGGCUUUUACAGGCAAGGACUGCAGUGAACUGAAGUGCCUGAAUGAUUGCUCAGAUAGGGGCAAUUGCAUCAAUGGUACAUGCUUGUGCCAUGACCCUUAUGCAGGUGAAGACUGCAGUCAGAGAACAUGCCCAAACAUGUGCAGCAGUAAGGGACACUGUGAGCAUGGAGUCUGCUUUUGUGAUGAAGGGUAUACCAGCGAGGAUUGCUCUGAAGUUUCUCCUCCCAGGGAUCUGCAUUUGUAUGGUAUCACGGAUAAAACUAUCAGCCUGGAUUGGGAGGGACCUUCUGGCAUAGCAGAAUAUGUCAUCACCUAUGAGCCAGUGCGGGACAGUGGACAACAUCUGGAACUGCGGUUGCUAGGAGAAUAUAACAAUGCUACAAUUGAGAAGCUAGAACCAGGCCUGGAAUACAGUCUCAACCUUUAUUCUGUUCUCAAUAACACUUUCAGCAGUCCUAUUAGUGCAAGGGCUCUAACACAUCUUUUGCCUCCUCAAGGCUUACAGAUCCUUUCUGCAAAUGAAACAACUGUGCAAUUAAGGUGGGAGCCUUUCCACUUUUCCUUUGAUGGCUGGGAGAUCAGCUUCACCCCCAAGAUGAAUGAAGGUGGAGUGACAGCACAGCUCCCUAGCACUGUGACCUCCUUCAACCAGACAGACCUCAAACCAGGAGAAGAUUACACAGUAAAUGUUGUGGCACUGAGGGAACAGGCGCGCAGCCCCCCAGCUUCAGCCAGUGUCUCCACCUUAAUUGACAGCCCAAGUCAGAUUUUCAUGCGUGAUAUCUCAGAUACAGUGGCCUUUGUAGAGUGGACUCCACCCAGAGCCAAAGUGGAUCAUAUUCUUUUAAGAUAUGGACUAGCAGAUGGAGAAAGAAUAAAGACAACAUUUAAACUGCAGCCCACUUUAAGCCAGCACUCACUUCAAGCCUUGAAGCCAGGGACACUGUAUGAUGUGUCUGUCUCUGCAAUAAGGGAUUCAGUGGAGAGCAGUGCUGCAACAACCCAGUUCAUGACAGAAAUUGAUGCUCCUAAAAAUAUCCGUGUGAUGUCAAGAGACACCAACAGCCUGGAACUAGAAUGGGAAAACAGCGAGGCUGAAGUUGAUAACUACAGAGUUGUUUAUAGCACCUUGGCUGGAGAUGAAUAUGAAGAGAUCGCUGUACCUAAACGUCCAGGUCCCACUACAAGAGCAAUCCUUUCAAAUUUGAUCCCUGGAUCAGAGUAUGGCAUUGGAAUUUCAGCCAUUUCUGGCAGUAAGCAGAGUACCCCAGCAACAAUAAAUUCCAGGACAGAUUUAGAUGGGCCUUUAGACCUGGCAGUGACAGCUUCCACAGACACUUCUAUUUCCUUGCAGUGGACAAAAGUUCGUGGUCCAGUGGAUCAUUAUCGUCUUACUUAUACACAAGCUUCAGGCGCAUUGUCAGAGGUAACUGUACCAGGUGAAAUGUCCUCCAUCACCCUCACAGACCUGGAGCCAGGUAGUGAAUAUACCAUCUCCAUCUCUGCAGAGAGGGGUCGACAGCGCAGCACUGAGGCCAUAGUUGAUGCUUUCACAGGGUUUCGAUCAAUCAGUGAGCUACAUUUCUCAGACCUAACUUCAUCCCAUGUGAAUGUAUCCUGGAAUGCCCCUGCCCCACCUGCUGAUAUGUUUGUUCUAAGCUACAGUCCCAAGGACCAAGAGGAGAUGUUGCAGGUCAAACUGGAUGGCUCCAAGAUGCAAACAACCCUAUCGGGCCUGUGGCCUUCCACAGAAUAUAUUGUUACCUUGGUUACCGUGCAUGGAACUAGCAUCUCAGAGCCUGUCACUGGCUCAUUCACUACAGGCAUUGACCCUCCCAGAGAAAUAUCCAUAGCCAAUGUGACAGAAGAUUCUGUAAGUGUCUCAUGGAGCCCACCAAUUGCCCAAUUUGACCACUACAAGAUGUCCUAUCAGCCUGCUCAUGGGAGAGUGGACUUAAUUGAGAUUGACAAGCACAUCACAGAGCACACACUGAUCAAGCUGCAGCCUGCAACAGAGUAUGAAAUCAGUAUGAGCACAAUACGGGCCAAUGAGGAAAGUGAGCGGAUUUUCACACUGGUACAAACAGCCAUGGACAGCCCAGUUGGUUUGAUAGCCACAAACAUUACACCGAUGGAUGCUCUGCUCAAAUGGAACCGACCUCUGUCUUCAGUUGAUAAUUACGUGAUCACAUCUACUCACUACAAGGUGGCCUCAGAGACCAUCAUAGUUGAUGGCACAAGUCAAGAAUAUCACAUGAGUAAAUUGCUUCCCAGUACGACCUACUAUGUCUCCAUGUAUGCAACAAAAGGGCCACUGACCAGCGAAAUGGUAUCAACCACAUUCAGUACACCAAUUGAUCCUCCAAAGAACCUAACUGCUAGUGAGGUCACACGAAGAAGCGCCCUCAUCUCUUGGCAGCCUCCAUUCUCUGAGAUUGACAAGUACAUACUUACCUAUAAGACAAGUGAUGGCAGUCAAAAGGAAUUCCUCAUUGAUUCAGAAGACACCUGGAUACGACUGGAGGGACUCUCAGAAAACACUGAGUACACAGUGAGGUUGCAGUCUGGUCAUGGAGUCGAGUUCAGUGAGGCCAUCUAUGCUACCUUUGUCACAGGAGGUCGACUUCAUCUCUAUCCACACGACUGUGCCCAGCACUUGCAAAAUGGAGACCAGAUAACUGGGGGUUACACAAUCUACAUCAAUGGAGAUCCUAGCCAGAUGGUACCAGUGUUUUGUGACAUGACCACUGAUGGAGGUGGCUGGAUUGUUUUCCAAAGACGUCAGAAUGGCCUUACAGACUUUGCAAAGAAGUGGGAAGAGUACAGAUUGGGCUUUGGAAAAUUAGAGGAUGAGUUCUGGCUUGGCCUCGAUAAUAUUUAUCGUAUCACAUCCCAGGAACGGUAUGUCCUGCGUAUUGAUAUGAAGGACAGACAGGAUGAAGUAUAUGCUUUUUAUGAUCGAUUUGCCAUUGGGGAUGCUAGAACCCUCUACAAGCUCAGGAUAGGCGAGUACAAUGGAACCGCAGGUGAUUCCCUUAGCUACCACCAAGGGCGACCUUUCUCUACCAUGGAUAAGGAUAAUGAUGUUGCUGUUACGAACUGUGCGCUAGCAUAUAAAGGAGCGUGGUGGUACAAAAACUGCCACCGGGCUAACCUGAAUGGCAAAUAUGGAGAGUCCAAGCACAGUCAGGGUAUCAACUGGUACCACUGGAAAGGCCACGAGUUUUCCAUCCCUUAUGUGGAAAUGAAGAUGCGGCCAUACAGUUUCCACACCAGUGAAAGGUGGCAAAGUUCUCUAACGUUAUAAGAGCUCAUCAAGUUCAACAAAAUUUGGGGUCCUUAAUUCCAAUGGGAGAGGGGCUGUGAGCAAACAGAUAGAAAAAACGUGUAACUUAAGAAUUAAAAGUUGUAUUAUGUGUGGUGGUACUGAUGAAUGGCCAAUGAAUUUGAAAGAGGAAGCAAGCUUUAAGUGAACAAAAGCCUGAUCAUAUUUUGCAGUCAAUAAAUGGUCAACUGAUUGAAAAAAA
Molecule: messenger RNA, 5268 nt
Organism: Protopterus annectens (West African lungfish)
Lineage: Eukaryota; Metazoa; Chordata; Ceratodontiformes; Protopteridae
Gene: TNR
Product: tenascin R
Exons: 30
Coding region: 984-5048 (1354 amino acids)
Molecular function (GO): protein binding
Source: RefSeq, a predicted model, not a curated record